Messenger RNA from Monodelphis domestica (gray short-tailed opossum), 3111 nucleotides. Its product is annotated as fatty acid desaturase 2-like protein FADS2B. Gene Ontology annotation, molecular function: oxidoreductase activity, acting on paired donors, with oxidation of a pair of donors resulting in the reduction of molecular oxygen to two molecules of water. Gene Ontology annotation, biological process: lipid metabolic process. Lineage: Eukaryota; Metazoa; Chordata; Mammalia; Didelphimorphia; Didelphidae. Gene Ontology annotation, cellular component: membrane. The record is from RefSeq and is a predicted model, not a curated record.
UACUGUUAAAGAUGAUCCGGGUAGAGGAUGCUGAGAGGGAAACACUCAGCCAGAGAGAAAGGAGGCAUGUCUUUCCAUGGACUGAAAUCCAUCCAUUGAGGAAAGAGAAGUGUAGUUUCCUUAGAGAAACACUGCAAUGCUGGAGGUUGGGGAACUAGAGGUACAGAGAGGGUGAAGGGAACUUUCCCAACAAUAGAAAAGGACUUUUCUAGAUAAGAGAGAGGGGGGAAUUGGCUGCUUGUCAGAUGACAGCAAGACUGAGAAAGGUUUAAGGGGUGAAUCCAGAAAGGCAGCAUGGGGCUGAGGAUGAAGGAUUGUGAAGACAAACGGAAGGCCAAUGGGGUGCAUGAGAUUAAGAGCUAUGGGCAGGCAAAUGGGAAAUGGGAAAGCAAUGGGAAAGCAGUGACCAAUGGUCAGCCUCAAGGGAAACAAGAGGCAAAUGGGAAGCCUGUGGCAGGCAGCAGUGAACUGCCAAUGUAUACCUGGGAGGAAAUCAAGAAGCACAACCUUCAGACAGACCAGUGGCUGGUGAUCCGUCGGAAGGUCUACAAUGUUACCAAGUGGGCAGACAAGCAUCCAGGAGGUAGCCGGGUCCUCAACCACUAUGCUGGAGAAGAUGCCACGGAUGUAUUCAUGGCCAUGCAUCUGGACCAGGCUGUGGUGCAGAAGUACCUAAAGACCCUGCUGAUUGGAGAACUGGCCCCUGGGGAACCUAGUCAAGAACAAAAUAAGAAUGUCCAGCUGGUUGAGGAUUUCAGAGUACUGAGGAAGACAGUGGAAGACUUGAACCUGUUGGAGCCCAAUCUCCUCUUUUUCUUCACUCACCUCAUCCAGAUUCUGCUUUUGGAGGCUUUGGUUUGGUUCCUACUGAGAAGCUUCGGCAAUGGCUGGCUUAUGACAAUCUUUAUUUCUUUUCUACUUACAGUUUCCCAGGCCCAGGCUUCAUUUUUGCAGCAUGACACUGGACAUCUCUCCAUCUUUAAGAAAUCCAAGUGGAAUCAUCUCAUGCAUAAGUUCGUGAUGGGGCAUAUAAAGGGCAUGUCACCAAAGUGGUGGAAUUAUCGUCACUUCCAGCAUCAUGCAAAGCCCAAUAUCUAUCCCAAAGACCCAGAUAUUGACAUGGGGCCACUUUUUGUGCUCGGGGAGUCACAACCAGUCAAGUAUGGCAAGAAAAAAAUCAAGUAUAUUGAUUAUGAAAAACAGCAUCUAUACUUCUAUGCAGUUGGGCUUCCCCUUCUCAUGCCAGUCUAUUUCAACAUGCAAUCCAUUCAAGUGUCAUUCCAACGGAAGGAAUGGGGGGAACUUGCCUUGAUCAGUAGCUUUUAUAUUCGAUAUUUCAUCACCUACAGAUCUUACUAUGGAAUUAUUGGGACUGUACUUCUCAUAUAUCUGGUCAAGUUGCUGGAAAGCCCCUGGAUUGCAUUAGUUACCCAGAUGAGCCACAUUCCAAUGAGGAUGAGUAAGGAGGAGAACCAGGACUGGUUUAGCACACAGGUUUUGGCCACCUGUAAUGUUAAGCAAUCCUUCUUCAAUGACUGGUUCUCUGGGCAUCUCAACUUCCAAAUUGAACAUCACUUAUUUCCCACCAUGCCUCGCCAUAAUUAUUACAAAAUUGCACCACUGGUGAGGUCAUUAUGUGCUAAGUAUGGAAUGGACUAGAACAAACCAAUGCUGAAAGCAUUUGGGGGACAUUGUCAGGUCACUGAAGAAAUAUGGUGAUCUCUGGGUGAAUGCUUACUACAACACUUGAGAUGGAAAAAAUGCAUCAGAUCUUCAGCACAGACUGGGAAAAGGGAAAGAGAUUUUUCAUCGCUUUAUUAUCUUUGAAUGUUGGAGAACUUUGACUAUGCCAAUGUGCUUUCCAGACCAAAGAUACGGAAGCACCAGUCCUUGCUCUGUAGGACUAUUAUUCAAAAUAAGAAACAGGGGAAAGAAAGGUGUGAUUGUGUUAAAAGAGAGUAGAAAUGUGGGAUUCUUUUUUGCACAUCAAAACUAGUCAUUUCAACAGGGCCAAUCUAGUCCACCUUCUUUGAUAGGGAGUGCAAAGGAACAGUCAAUCAUUUCAUAAAAAUAGUUCUCUGAGAAGGAUUGUCCAAGAGUCAUUUAGGCAAAUAAUAAAAAGUCACAUUUCUCUAGUGUUUUAAAGAUUUCAAAGGGCUUUCUUUCCCCUACAACAAUCUUGGGAUGAAUUUUCUUUAAGUACCAUCAUGAACAUUUUUACAAAGAAAGAAAUUGAGGCCCAGAGAGAUUAAUCACAGAAAAUAGUAUUGUAUCCCUUGCACUCUUAGUAGAUAGGAAAACAGGGACAAUUAUUGCUUGGAUGAAGGAGGACCUGUUUGUUGAAUGACUUUUUCGAAUGAAAAAUCUAAUUCUUCUGAUUCUACAGUCAAUAAGAGCUAAUAUUUCCAUCCAAUUGGAAAAGCACUUAGCCACCUUCUCUGUUACUAGCUUCAUUUCACUGUUGAGAAACCUCAGGCUCAAGGAAUAGAAUUAAUUCAGUCAUAUUUACACAAAGGUGGGAAGCAAAAUGUGAAUCCGGAGUUCUCUUGAUUCCAUGUCCAUUCAGAACACUAAGCAUCAUGACACAAUCUCUUGGGACCACAAGGCUAACAUGCCUCCUGGCUCAAUAGCUUGAGGAAGGCUUUUUAAAAAGAUCAUCUGAGGUCAGAAUGGUUUUCUCUCUCUUCCAUACAAAAUCCUUUUGUUCACCACUUCCAAGGAAUGCAAUUCUCUCUUGAGUUGUCUAGACUACAUGCCUGUGUUCAUGCUUCAUCCAACAGCCCAUAGAAUCAGAAGGGACUAGAACCAAUGGAGAGGCCAGACCCAGCUAAGGCAUAGCUCAGCUGGAGGUUCAUAUGACAAAGGAUCUAUACAAUCUCAUCACCUUAGACUCUUAAUAUCAUUUGGGAAAACUCUUCUAAUUCUCCCUAAUGUUUAGUGUUCUUUCUCUCCACAAAAUGACUUGAAUUUAUUAUUCUAUUCAUAAACCAUAUUCUUCCAAGAGAAUGGAAGCUCCCUGAGGGCAGGAACCAUCAUUUUUUUUCUCAUUUUGUCAUUGUCAUUGUCAUUCUUCUAUCUAGGAAAUUCCUAAUAAAUACUUUUAGUGGAUCU